UAAUAACCGUGGACGUUCACUCCAAGAAAAUUAGCGUGUCUUAAACAAAGCCAACUUUGCCUAUAAAUUCUGUAAGAAUUUAGAGGUGAAGGCGUGAAGCAGAGACAGUGAAAUAACAUAUGAAAUAUUUGUCUUGUCCGUAUAAAGAUGGAAAAGCUUGAUUCUUCUAACAGCUUUGAGCAGAGGCCAACUAUCUUGAUCACCAAUGACGAUGGAAUUGAGGCACCAGGCUUGAAAGCCUUGGUUAGCGUCCUCGUUUCCACCCAUCAAUUUAACCUUCUUGUCUGCGCCCCUCAACGGGAAAUGUCAGCCGUUGGUCAUAGUAUUACAUGGCGCCGACCACUUUCUGUCAAGCAAGUAGAUAUGCAUGGAGCAACAGCUUUUGUGGUUUCUGGAACUCCGGCUGAUUGUGCAUCUUUGGGUGUCUCCUCAGUGCUCUUUCCUUCAGUUCCUGAUUUGGUUAUCAGUGGCAUUAAUCAGGGCAGCAACUGUGGUUACCACAUUGUUUAUUCUGGUACGGCUGCUGCUGCUCGAGAGGCCUUCCUAAAUGGUGUACCAGCCGUCUCGAUAUCAUAUGAUUAUUACGGUGGGCUUAAUUCAGAGCAAUUGGAGAAGAUGCUAAGGCUUGAUGCUAAAGCCAAGACUCAAGACUAUGCAUCUGCUGCGAAGACUUGCUUGCCAAUAAUCAGCGCAAUACUAGUUGAGAUCAAGAAUCAGACUUAUCCUCAAGGAUUCUUUUUGAAUAUAGACCUGCCAAGAGAUCUUGCUAAUCAUAAGGGGUAUAAACUCACUAAACAGGGUAAAAGUAUGCUGAAGAUAGGAUGGAGGCAAAUUACUUCUAAUGUUCAAGGAGGAAAAUCAUUAUCAACAGUGUUGGAAACUGAUGCAUCAUCUAUAUCGCAAGAGAACCUUCUAUUCUGUAGAGAAUUGAGGGGAUUCAAAGUUGACAACGAUGAAUCAGAUCAAAAGUGUCUUCAGGAAGGAUACAUAACCAUCACUCCUCUUGGUGCCCUCACUCAUCCAGACAAUGAUUGCCAAGCAUACUUUAAAGAUUGGCUCCCAAAAGUGGCUCAGCAAAUGCGUUACAGGGACGAUUAAGGCUUGAGGAAUGAAUGAUAAUGACUAAUUACUUCAAUAUGUUAGCUUUUUAAACUUCAUAAUGCUUCAAUUCUCAAUUCCAUUGCUAGCAUUGUCCUGUACUUGUUUCAUGUCUCAGUUGAUGUCCUAAUCCUCGCCUUGUAAGCUUCAGAAAAUGAAAAGCGAACAAUGCUAAACUUUAUUAAAUCAUUUUCUAUUCGUAA
This is a messenger RNA of Theobroma cacao (cacao), 1301 nucleotides long. RefSeq lists its product as uncharacterized. Gene Ontology annotation, cellular component: cytosol. NCBI's taxonomy places the organism in Eukaryota, Viridiplantae, Streptophyta, Magnoliopsida, Malvales, Malvaceae. Gene Ontology annotation, molecular function: nucleotidase activity. The record is from RefSeq and is a predicted model, not a curated record.